AUGGCCCCGAAUUCGGCCGUAGGCGACCCCGAGGCCGCUGGCCGCGAGUCCACAGGCGCUGUCCGUCAUGCACCGCCUUCGGCCCGCCCACAGCGGAGACAGCGAAGCACUUUGGGAGAAGGCAACCAGAACGCCAGCUUCAUGCAUGGCAUCCUACCUAUAGACGCUUUAUAUGCGCUUUCACUCUGCGCCACCAAUGCCCCAGACCAACACCAGGCCUUUGUGGUUCCGCACGCUCCUCGCCGAAGGUUUAGAUUCGAGAUCAUCGCCCAUAUGACUGGGCAAAGAUUCGAGAUCCUUGCCAAAGCCACCAACAGACUUUCAUCCGACGGCGGAGGCCUCAUGCUAGCAAGACAACACAUUCGCCGUCCAUUAUCUGAUCGUACUUUGUGGACCUUCCUAACUGGUCUCAAAAUGGCUCAAGGGUUGCAUCCGCCUAACCAAUACUUUCAAUUAAUAUCGACAGUGGCAUCCAAUACCCAAUGGAAGUGCUUAGUCUGCAAACGACUGAUGGGCCACUAUGGGCCGCAUUCUAUCUCGGAGCCUCACCUCGCAGCUGCCGCACAUUAUGAGGCUUCAAUAGCGGCCGACAUCGCAAUGAUCCCCGGGUUGGCUGAUUUAGAGCCCAUCAGAUCACCAUCACCGCCCCUCCAAGAAGACAUCUUUCUUGACGAUGAGCCACAAUCAGACCCCCAGAGACGCCCUCCGUCACCUAUCUCAUACCUACGUGCUUUUCAACUUGCCUCUGCCAAUCAACCUAGCGAGCCGGAAGACUCCGACCAGGAAAUUGACGUCGACAAGCUUCUCCAAGCUAUUCAUGCCAUGGACGACGACGACUGGGGUCCGAACGACGAGGCCGAGGAUGAGGCUGUCCUUGAGGCCGAUUUGCGUACGGGCAACCUAUUGGACUCCUCCGAGUGGUUCCCUUUCAAGAAGAAAGAGUAUUCUAUCACGGUCCCAAUACCACCGAAUUCGUGCUAUAUUGCUUAUAUGCGAAGUUCACUUGCCAGAAUGGGGGGCGCUACGUGCUUUAACUAA
Molecule: messenger RNA, 1038 nt
Organism: Melampsora larici-populina 98AG31
Lineage: Eukaryota; Fungi; Basidiomycota; Pucciniomycetes; Pucciniales; Melampsoraceae
Exons: 7
Coding region: 1-1038 (345 amino acids)
Source: RefSeq, a predicted model, not a curated record